This is a messenger RNA of Ipomoea triloba (trilobed morning glory), 1811 nucleotides long. Its product is annotated as rhamnogalacturonate lyase-like. The transcript has 14 exons. NCBI's taxonomy places the organism in Eukaryota, Viridiplantae, Streptophyta, Magnoliopsida, Solanales, Convolvulaceae. Gene Ontology annotation, biological process: carbohydrate metabolic process. Gene Ontology annotation, molecular function: catalytic activity; carbohydrate binding. Bases 63 to 1811 code for a protein of 582 amino acids. The record is from RefSeq and is a predicted model, not a curated record.
UAAUAUUUCUCACAGUUAUUAAAAAAAUAUAUAUCCCAGCAGGGAAGAAAUCUCCAGCAAAGAUGGUGUCAGUGAAGCAAAGCCGUAUAGUUGCAGGGUGGUUUGUUAUAGCCUUCCACCUCUUACUUCUACUUGAUUAUUCUUCUGCGGCAGCCCCUCAAGGCCCUCCUGCAACACCUAAAGGCCCUUCAACAGCCCCUCAAGGCCCUUCUGUAGCCCCUAAAGGCCCUUCAGCAGCCCCUCAAGGGCCUGCUGGAGCCCCUCAAGGCCCUUCUGGAGCGCCCGGGGCGUGUAAGCCUGUGAAAGUGGAAGUCACGGAAGAAUAUGUGGGGAUGGACAAUGGCAUAGUCAGUGUCAACUUUAGCAAAUCAACCGGUUCUAUUAUAGGGAUUAAAUACCAAGGAAUUGAAAAUUUAUUGUCAACUACUAAUAAAAUAACAGACAGGGGAUAUUGGGACAUCGAUUGGAACAGACCGAACGUGAAAGCCAGUUCAUCUUUUAAGAUUCUAGCAACAAAUUUCACGGUGAUAUCGCAAGCUGAAAAUCAAGCUGAGGUUUCCUUCACGAAAGUAUUCAAGACCGGUGAUGAAGCUGAUAUUCCCAUCAACUUUGACAAAAGGUUUAUUAUGCUACCGGGAGUUUCUGGUUUCUAUACAUACGCAAUAUACGAUCACCCGAAAGGAGCCCCCGACGUUGAUAUUGAUCAAACAAGGAUUGUAUUCAAGCUAAGCACGACCUCGUUCAAAUAUUUGGCUGUAUCCGAUGAAAUUCAAGGAGAAAUGCCAAGUUAUGCAGAGCGAGAGGCCGGUCAAAUACUUGACUACAAAGAAGCUGUUUUACUAAAAGAAACUGAAAAUCCUAAGCUCAAAGGGAAGGUGGACGAUAAAUAUACUUUCGCAUUAGAAAGUCAAGAUAUGGGUGUAUAUGGAUGGAUUUCCCCUAAACCACACGUAGGGUUCUGGGUGAUCACGGCAAGUAAUGAAUUCCGUUUGGGUGGACCUAUAAAGCAAGAUCUCACUUGUCAUUGCGGUCCUUUUGCCUUAUCGAUGUUUCUUAGCGCUCAUUAUGCUGGGGAGAACUGGGGGAUUAGGCUGCGAAAUGGUGAGGCUUGGAGAAUGGUUUUUGGCCCAGUUUUUGCAUAUCUCAACUCAGAUACAGGCACCGACCAUAAAGCCCUCUGGGAAGAAGCCAAGAAAAAAAUGUUAGAAGAAACCAAAAGUUGGCCGUACAGUUUCAUAAAAUCAGAAGACUAUCCUAUUAAACGAGGAACAGUUAGCGGUCGAUUGCUAAUCCAUGAUGUGGCCGUGAGUAAAACUGAUACGCCGGCAAAAUCUGCACACGUUGGGCUAGCUGCACCUGGGGCGCCUGGAUCAUGGCAAUUUGACGCCAAGAGCUAUCAGUUCUGGACUCGAACAGACGACACUGGGAACUUCAAGAUUGGUGCUAUUAGGCCUGGAACGUACAGCUUAUACGCAUGGGCUCCUGGACAUCUCGGAGACUUUAUACACAAGGCUAAUCUUACCAUCAAACCAGGGGAUGAUAUUAAGGUUGGUGAUCUUGUUUUUACUCCUCCAAGAAACGGUACAACGUUGUGGGAAAUUGGCACUCCAGAUCGGAGGGCUGCGGAGUUCUUCAUCCCUGAUCCUGUCCCUGAACUACAGAACUCCCUACUAAGCAAUGGCUCAGAAAAGUGGAGACAAUAUGGAUUAUGGAACCGCUAUACAGACCUUUAUCCCAAGACUGAUUUAGUUUACAAUGUUGGUAAAAGUGAUCCUGCAAAAAAUUGGUUUUAUGCUCAUGUUAACAGGUAA